AUGAAGGGUACUCACGCGACUGGAGCUGUAGAGUACGACCUUAAGGUUCGUCCCGCACGGCAUAUGGUGUUUUAUAAACAACAGCGAUUAGAAUGGAGAGGUCAGAAAAGCCGGUAUUUUCAGUUGGCCCGAAACCACAAACACACUUCCAUACGGAUCGGCGCUAGACCAGCAAAACGCUGGAAGAGCACACGAAAAUCCUGCGUUCCCAUCGACCGUACCUACUCAGAUUUGGGGUCUGAGAGUAGGGCCGAGUGGUUGGCAGGACCGACCCGUAUAGCUGCGGGUGGGGUGGGUUAUCAACGAAUGGAUGAACUUGGUUUCUUCAUUCGAGUAAUCGAGGUUUUGAUGGAGGGGAAAGAGGAUGAGGAAUGGCAGGAAUGUGAAAAAGUUCCAUCAAGCCUCCGGCAGCAGCCUUUGUCGAAAAUUUCUCUUGUUGUCGUCGUUGAGAGAACGAUCCCAGCACUCAAGGUAGAACCGAUGCAUAGGAGCAUGGUGCUCGACUGGCGACGAGCGGAAGAGAUUGGGAUUACGAUGCGAUAG
Coprinopsis cinerea okayama7#130 is the source of this 543-nucleotide messenger RNA. RefSeq lists its product as hypothetical. The transcript is spliced from 6 exons. Bases 1 to 543 code for a protein of 180 amino acids. Lineage: Eukaryota; Fungi; Basidiomycota; Agaricomycetes; Agaricales; Psathyrellaceae. The record is from RefSeq and is a predicted model, not a curated record.